This is a messenger RNA of Camelus dromedarius (Arabian camel), 4509 nucleotides long. RefSeq names its product small nuclear RNA activating complex polypeptide 4 (gene SNAPC4). The record is from RefSeq and is a predicted model, not a curated record. Gene Ontology annotation, cellular component: snRNA-activating protein complex. Bases 85 to 4305 code for a protein of 1406 amino acids. Gene Ontology annotation, molecular function: RNA polymerase II cis-regulatory region sequence-specific DNA binding; RNA polymerase III type 3 promoter sequence-specific DNA binding. Lineage: Eukaryota; Metazoa; Chordata; Mammalia; Artiodactyla; Camelidae. Gene Ontology annotation, biological process: snRNA transcription by RNA polymerase II; snRNA transcription by RNA polymerase III. The transcript is spliced from 24 exons.
GGCACUGGAGUCUCGCAUCUGCCGGAACCGUGGGGUGCAGAGGCCUGGCGCCAGGGCUGCUGCCGGUGAGGAGCGGUAGAAGCCAUGGAUAUAGAUGCUGAAAGAGAAAAAAUAUCAAAGGAGAUCAAGGAGCUGGAAAGGAUUUUGGACCCUCAGUCUUCAAGUAUCAGCGUGGACGUCUCAGCUUCGAGUCUUGAUUCAGACUCUGAUGCAGAUUCACUGCCCGAUGAGGACUCGGAUGCUGCUGCUCCACUGAUCUCGGAAGAAGAGAGGUGGGGUGAAGCCAGCAAUGAUGAAGACGACCCCAAAGAGAAAGCUCUCCCUGAGGACCCGGAGACCUGUCUGCAGCUGAACAUGGUCUACCAAGAGGUCAUCCAGGAGAAGCUGGCAGAGGUCAGCCUGCUGCUGGCCCAGAACCGGGAGCAGCAGGAGGAGGUCAUGUGGGACCUGGCGGGAUCCAAAGGCCCCAAGGUGAAGGACGGCAGGAGCCUGCCCCCAAAUCUGUACAUUGGGCACUUCAUGAAGCCCUACUUCAAGGACAAGGUGACCGGCGUGGGACCUCCUGCCAACAAAGACACGCGGGAGAAGGCCGCCCAGGGCAUCAAGGCUUUCGAGCAGCUCCUAGUGACCAAGUGGAAAAACUGGGAAAAAGCCCUGCUCCGAAAGUCAGUGGUGAGCGACCGCCUGCAGCGUCUGCUUCAGCCCAAGUUACUGAAACUCGAGUACUUGCACCAGAAGCAGAGCAGGGUCACAAGUGAGACCGAGAGGCAGGUCCUGGAAAAGCAGGCCAGGGAGGCCGAGAAGGAGAUCCAGGACAUCAAUCAGCUCCCAGAGGAGGCCUUGCUGGGGAGUAGGCUGGACAGCCACGACUGGGAGAAAAUCUCCAAUGUUAACUUUGAAGGAGGUCGCAGUGCAGAAGAGAUCCGCAAGUUCUGGCAGAACUGUGAGCACCCGAGCAUCAACAAGCAGGAGUGGAUGGGGCAGGAGGUCGAGCAGCUGAAAGCCAUCGCGGCCAGGCACGGCCACCUGGACUGGCAGAAGAUUGCUGAGGAGCUGGGGACCUGCCGCAGCGCCUUCCAGUGCCUGCAGAAGUAUCAGCAGCACAACAAGGCCCUGAAGCGCAAGGAGUGGACGGAGGAGGAGGACCACAUGCUCACCCAGCUCGUGCAGGAGAUGCGUGUCGGCAGCCACAUCCCCUACCGGAGGAUCGUCUACUACAUGGAAGGGAGGGACUCCAUGCAGCUUAUCUACCGGUGGACCAAGAGCUUGGAUCCCAGCCUGAAGAAAGGAUUCUGGACGCCAGAAGAAGAUGCCAAGUUGCUUCAAGCAGUUGCCAAAUACGGGGAGCAGGAUUGGUUUAAAAUCCGGGAAGAGGUGCCAGGUAGGAGCGAUGCCCAGUGCCGAGAUCGGUAUCUCAGAAGGUUACAUUUUAGCCUGAAAAAGGGACGAUGGAAUUCCAAAGAAGAGGAAAAGUUAAUUGAAUUAAUAGAGAAAUACGGUGUUGGUCACUGGGCAAAAAUAGCCUCUGAACUACCCCAUCGGACGGGCUCGCAGUGCCUGAGCAAGUGGAAGAUCAUGGUCAGGCAGAAGCAGCGGCGGGGGGGGCGGCGGCGGCGGCGGCCCCUUCGCAGAGUGCAGUGGAGCUCCAGCAGCGAGGACAGCAGCCGUGGGCCCGGCAGCAGCAGCAGCGGCAGCGGCAGCAGCAGCAGCAGCGAGGACUCGGAGCCAGAGCCGGAGGAGGCCCUGGAGGAUGGCCCGGUGCUGCCGCCAACCCCGCACGCUGUGCCGGACUUGGACCUGUGGGUUCCCGCCAGGCAGAGCGCCAAGGAGCUGUGGGGAGGAGGAGCAGGGGGCCGGCCGGGCCGCUGCGCUGCCUCCCCCAGCCCUCCUGGUGGCUCCAGCACGGCCCAGGGUGGGGGCAGAAGAGCUUGCACCACAGCCUCAGCCCCCACAGAGGAGGCCGGCCGGCCGCAGGCCGCUGCUGGGACCCAGAGCCCUGGCCAGAGAGGUGUCGGAUGUCCGCGCUCGUCAGAUGCUCACCCCUCGAGCUCAGAGACAGACGAGGGGGGGAGACACCCGCUCACAGUGCCCUUGGAGACAGUGCUGCAGGUGCUCAGGACCAACACGGCUGCCCACUGCCGGGUGCUGAAGGAGAAGCGGAGGCAGCCCAGCCCCAAUGGCAGUGGCGUGGCCAGGCCCCGGGUGCAGCCGCUGUGGCAGGGUACCAUGGGGAGCAAGCGGCGGCGCCAGAGACACGCCCUGCAGAGGAGGCUCCUAGAGCGCCAGCUUCUGAUGGCUGUGAGCCCGUGGGUGGGCGAUGUCGUCCUGCCGUGCGCUCCCCUGAGGCCUGCCAUGGUGCACAGUCAAGCUGAUGGCAUCAGGCAGCGGCUGCGGGGCGCCCACCUGGCCAGCACCCCAGUGUUUACUCUCUUUAUUCAGCUGUUCCAGAUCGACACUGCCGGCUGCAUGGAGGUCGUUCGAGAGAGGAAGGCCCAGGCUCCCACCCAGCUCCAGGCUGGUGCCCGGGCCCUGCCGCCACAGCUUCUGCAGAUGCCCUCGAGUGCCCAGAACACCCAAGGCUGCCUCUUGCAGAAUGUGCCAGCCCGCGGAGUUGCAAAGAAGAGUGCCAGCCAUGAAGAGGGUGCAGCACUGCAGCCUCACCACGCCAAGCCCACUGCACGGGUGCCCCCGCCAGCUCUGAGCGGACCCCGGCCCAAGCCCAAAACUGUGUCUGAGCUGCUUCGGGAGAAGCGGCUGUGGGAGGCCCGAGCCAGGAAGGCUGCCCAGAGCCGGGUGGUUCUCCCGCCCCAGGUGCUGGUCUCCUCACCCGUGGUCCUCCAGCCGCUGGCCCCUCAAGGCCCCCCUGUGUCAAAUGCAGUGCUCUCUGGGCCCGGGGGCCCUGCAGUGGCCAGUCUGAGUGCUCCAGGCUCCUGGGCCUCAGCCUCGGAUGAGAGACCCCCGUCUCUGCAAGCCUUUGCCCUCACCCCAGCCUCCACGGGAGCCAGGAUGACCCCAGCUGCAUCCAGGGCCCCAGCUCUGGGCCCCAGCCAGGGCCCUGUGAGCCACCACCUGAGCCUCCUCGGACAGUCUCAGGCACCUGCCACGUCCCGGAAGCAGGGCCUGCCCGAGGCACCUCCCUUUCUCCCUGCAGCCCCCAGCCCUGCUCAGCUGCCUGCCCAGCCUCUCAGCCUGAUCCCAGCUCUGGGCACACACGGGGCCAGCACCCCUCUGCCUGUCACCUGGGUGCUCACAGCCCAGGGGCUGCUCCCUGUGCCUGUGCCAGCUGUGGUGGGCCUUCCGACGUCAGCAGGGACCCCUGACCCCAGAGGGCUGUCGGUGACUCCGCCACCCUCCCUAACUGAGCCUCCUGCAGCCCAGGGCCCUGGACUCUCUGGGCAGCCCCCAGCCAACAUGGACACAGCGUCAGACCCUCCCUCAGGGACAGACCUCUUGACCCUUCCGAGGCCCUCCACAUCCCAAAGCCCUACAGAGGUGGACAGCACCAGGGCCCAGGACCCUGAGGGACUCUCCUCCCCCCCAGAGGUCCAGGUAGCUGGGGAGACAGCUGUGCCCAGGACAUUCUCCCAGGCCAUGCUGCUGGCUCACCACCCUGAAGCAGAGCCCUCCCAGUCUAGCCAGCUGCCUCUGUCAGGUGGCAGUGGCCCAGGAGAGACACCAGGGCCCGGGGAGCCCAGGAGGCCUCAGCCUGGGCCUGAGAAGGGUGCCCUGGACCUGGGCCUUCUCUCCCAGGAGAGCGAGGCAGCCGUGAGGGAGUGGCUGAGGGGACGGUGUGGGGUGUGUGUGCCCCCGCUGGGGAGCAGGCUGCCCUACCAGCCCCCGACCCUGUGCAGCUUGCGGGUGCUAUCUGGCCUCCUACUCCGCAAGAAGGACCUAGAACAGCGAGCCGCUGCCCUUGUGCCCGGUAGGGCAGCCGGAACCCUGCAGGCCUCGCUGCAGCAGGCGCGGGAGCGGCUCCAGGACAGCCCGGCCCAUCUGCUGCUGAAGGCGCGGUUCCUGGCGGCCUUCACCCUCCCCGCGCUCCUGGCCACCCUGUCCCCGCCCAGUGUCCCCACCACCUUGUCAGCAGCCGUGAGGGCUGAGCCUGAGAGUGACGACGAUGAUGUCCACAAGGACGACAGUGGGCAGCAGAGGGGCUGGGCGAGCAGUGCCCACGCCAGCCCCGCCCAGGGAGCCCCAGACCAGGGCCAGGGCUCUGCCCCCUCCUGUCUGGACGGCUCUGACGACCUUGACGUACUCAGGACCCGGCAUGCCCAGCACGCCCGAAAGCGGAGGAAGCUGGUGUGAGUGGUGGGGACUGCCCGGGCCAGACCUCCACCGCUGCUGCCAGCAGGACUGGGAGCCUGUGCCUACCCCGCAGGACGCUGACGGAGGCUUUGCCGACAGUGACCACGUUGUGACCGGCUCAGCUGGUCCCUAAGUGCAGAUCAGAAUAUUGGAAGAAAUAAAGAAAUGUCCUGGUUUUUUUAAUUAAAAACAAGCCAUGCAGGG